GACUCUUUCCGGGUGGUGUUGCGCGCAAAAUCGUGACGUGCACAUAUCAGACUCCUCCGCAGCAAACGCAACACCUCCACGCCACUGCAUCUCCCGCGCCCACGGUACUAUCCAGGUGAGUUUGUUAGCUAUCUCGUGUUUCUUAUUUAUUUAUUAUGUCCGGGAUCUGGGCAUGGUACUCCCAUUACCUCCUGCACCCAUUCCAAGCCGGUGCAGUUUGUCUCCCCAGCCUCUACAGUAUGCCCACGCACACUGCUCCUCAGGUGCUCUUCUAUCUAUAUCUUUGCUGCCACGCACUUGGUUCCACUUUGCCUUAGGGGUUUCGCCAGAUCUGGAUAUCAUGGCCGAUUCAUCAGACUUAAAUCUCGACGCUCCCAGCGACCUUCAGGAUCUUCCUGAUUUGUCGAUGGAGCUUAUCCCCCCCCAGGAAGGGACUUAUCCUGAUAGAGCCUCUUUGCUAGCCGCUGUGCAGGCACACGGUAAAGCCCAUGGCUAUAACAUUGUUGUCAAAUCAUCCAGUACACCUACAGAGAAAAAGCCAGGCAGAGUCGCAAAGGUGUGGCUGCGAUGCGAUCGCGGUGGCCAGUACAGACCCAGAAAUGGGCUCACUGAAGAAACGCGGAAACGGAGGCGGACUUCGCGGCUCAUGGACUGCCCCUUCAUGCUUGUCGCUGCUGGACAUCCAGGUAUCUGGACGCUGACAGUUUUAAACCCGUCGCAUAAUCACGGCCCGAUAGUGGAAAAGCCCCGACAGAAUCCUCACCCUAAAGCCAAGAAGGGCCAGGUCACGGCCACUCCCUAUGACUGGCCUCAUGAUGCAUCAUUUACUCCAUUUACAACUGCGCUUGUGCUCAUUGAUAUGCAACGUGAUUUUUGUUCUCCAGGCGGAUAUAUGGCGUACCAGGGGUACGAUAUUACGCCAGCACAGCUCCUUAUUCCCAAGUUACAACGAUUACUCGAUGCAUUCCGUUCGGCUGGUUUUCCUGUGUACCAUACCCGUGAAGGACAUCGUUCUGACCUCUCCAGUGUAUCAAAUCGGGAAAGCUUCCGCUCAAAAAACAACCCGUCCGGUAUGGGUAUAGGCUCAGAUGGGCCUCUUGGUCGACUCCUCAUCCGCGGUGAGCCAGGACAUGACAUCAUCCCGGAACUAUACCCGACCAUGGGCGAACCCAUUAUCGACAAACCAGGCAAGGGGGCGUUCACAUACACUGAUUUUGAACUCCUGCUGCGGAAUAAGGGUAUUAAAAACCUUGUGCUCGCAGGCGUUACUACGGACGGUUGUGUUUCCACUACCAUGAGAGAGGCAAAUGAUAGGGGCUUCGACUGUAUCUUGCUCGAGGAUGGCACGUCUGCGGCUGAUCCCUCACUCCAUAUGAGCACGGUUGAGUCCGUGAAGAUGGAAGGGGGUGUUUUUGGAGCGACUGCUAAGCUCGACGAUAUGAUACAAGCAGUCGAGAACUUCAAAGCGGUAACCGUGAAAAAGCUUGCGCCGCAAAUGUCAAAUGUUGCCACAUGAAAGCGAAAAGAAACAAAACUCGUAAACAACUUCAUGGUGUAAAUUAUAAACUUUGAAACUCCGCCUGCGACUUUAGCGUGUACUUGGAGACCGGAGUUAUUAAGGCGCCAACCCGUUCCUACCUUUUCAUUCCUUCUAUUCUUGCUUCUUUUUGCGGAGGGGAUAAUUUGUUUCUUGUUGGAUAGUUACGUCGUUUUCGGGAUAUUCGGAAUAUGGUCUUUCUUGAUGUUUCCAGCCUUUUGUUUUAUGAAGUUAGAUUCUCCUACUUGUGUGUACGUUAUGUGGAAGCCGUCUCUAUUAUCAUUUCCCUGAACUAUUCUAUUGCAACUCUCCCCCUUAUGUUUCUGGAUUCUAUCCUCUCUGUCCCCCUGCCUGCCUUGGCUUGGUUGAAGCCGUUGUUUGGCUUAUCACAUCCUAAGCAGUUGCACACGGCUCGAGGGCUUAAGUGACCCCUCUAUGGUCAAAUUAGUUAUUCCGCCAACAAGAAUUGGCUGAUUUGGUGAAACAGGAAAUAUAUAUAUAUAUAUAUGAACACUAGAUAACUUGGGUAUCAUAACGCAACUCUCGCGUAACACCAAACAUGCGCUACCUUUCUC
Blastomyces dermatitidis ER-3 is the source of this 2112-nucleotide messenger RNA. RefSeq names its product isochorismatase family hydrolase. The record is from RefSeq and is a predicted model, not a curated record. The transcript is spliced from 4 exons. Bases 173 to 1516 code for a protein of 447 amino acids. Lineage: Eukaryota; Fungi; Ascomycota; Eurotiomycetes; Onygenales; Ajellomycetaceae.